GAAUGGCCCAAUGCCCAAUGGAUCAAUCGCCCAUCCCAUCACCCCCUCCCGGGGGAGGUUACCGUCCUCGUCAUGGAACUUCCCGCCGGAUGGAAGACUCUCCGGUGAGGGCUAUAUAAACCCUCAUCUUGUCCUCGUCUUCUUCUUCUCCUUCUUUCUCUUCUAUCUCAUCAAGUCCUGUUGCCGACUUGACGUCAAGUCUUUCCUCGUGACCCUGCCUCUAUCGUCAUCUCAUAUAUCAUUUCCCAUCAGGGUGCUGGUCUUUAUUCUGCUUUGCAGCUUGACAAGUCUUGUCUUCUUCCCCCUUCUGUUUACUUUGUUCUGGACGCUGCUGCGAACCCAGAAGCCCGACGCAUCAUCAUGACGACCCAUCAGUACCAGUCCCCUUCUCUUCCCAUCAAUGUCCCGUCCAAGGCGCCAGCUCCCGCCAGCCUCUAUCCCGUCAGCAGGGUGUCCGGAUCUCCUCCAGACAUCUCCGACACCAGCACAACUGCAGGAAGCCGCACUUCUGCAGGUUUCAGUUACGGCUCCGGCAGCAUUGGUGGCGACUAUGAAUCGAGCUCUGUCUCGUAUUCUGGUGUGGAUGUUGUCGACAUUUUGAAUGACCGCAUGCAGGAUGUUUUCGAUCCCACCCCAUUGGACAAGGGAUUGGCGAUGCAGGCCCAAACCUCCGGUCAAUUGAAUGCCAAACAACGGGAGCUUUUGGAAUUGCAAGCCCUCGCUCAACGUCGUCUAAAGGGUGUUCGUGCCACUUUUAACGAUGGUAUCAAGGUUGCUCGUGAGACCAAGCGUGACUUGGAAUGGACCCAGAAGCGUGUGAAUGCUUUGAAGACAAAAGCUGAGAAAGCUUUUCCCGAUGAGUAUAGACGAUCGGCCAAGAAAUACACCUUGGACGACUAAAUUUAGCCAGUGGCCUUCUUGGUCUUUGGCUCUGUUUGUUUCAAUUUUGUUCACGAUUUGGGAGGUACACAUCUGACAAAGAUGAUGACAGCUUUUGGUUGGGGAAAAUUGGUUUUCGGGGUUCGGUUCAGGCGUGCUUUCUUGAUAGGCGAUUUGGACUUUUUGCGAUAUCUUGCGACUGUUGGGAUUUUGGGAUGGUACACCUCUUUGCUUUUUUCUCGGGCGCAGUCUUUCUUCAUAGACGCGUCUCAUCUAAAUAAUGCAUCAAUUCCGGUGGAAUACACUGUUUAAUCUCUGAA
Messenger RNA from Aspergillus sclerotioniger CBS 115572, 1199 nucleotides. RefSeq names its product KxDL motif-containing protein. Gene Ontology annotation, biological process: endosome organization; regulation of protein localization. Gene Ontology annotation, cellular component: BLOC-1 complex; endosome. The transcript is spliced from 3 exons. The record is from RefSeq and is a predicted model, not a curated record. Lineage: Eukaryota; Fungi; Ascomycota; Eurotiomycetes; Eurotiales; Aspergillaceae. The coding region runs from base 361 to 900 and encodes 179 amino acids.